Messenger RNA from Annulohypoxylon maeteangense, 1338 nucleotides. RefSeq lists its product as uncharacterized. The record is from RefSeq and is a predicted model, not a curated record. The coding region runs from base 241 to 1086 and encodes 281 amino acids. NCBI's taxonomy places the organism in Eukaryota, Fungi, Ascomycota, Sordariomycetes, Xylariales, Hypoxylaceae. The transcript has 2 exons.
GUAAUAUUGGAGGAACGGCAAGUAAUCAAAUUUUCUUGACCGACUCCGGCUUCCAAUAUGCGAGUCGAUUAUCUGUCAAAGAUUAAUAAAUUCAGUGUGAUUCCCUUGACUUGUCACCCUUGCCGGGCUGUGACUCGCAACUUUCCCAGUUUGUGACAUUCUUGCCCGAAGUUUGCUGAUAUUUAAACAAUUUUGGUUGCUAGCCAUCUAACCCUAUCCAAUUCUUGAAUUUCAGAAAGCAUGGCGGACCUAAGAGUCGAUACUACCCAAGAUCCUGAGCAAAAGAGAUCGAAUAGUAUCCGGACAGCCGAUUCCGACUCAGUUCUGUCGUCCGGUUCAAGCUCAAUCAUCUCGAGAGCAUGGAAUCACAUGCUAGAGCCCGUUCGUCCAUCUGGACUUGUUGAAUCUGAACUAUUAAUUUUGACCUUCUGCAUCGGUAUCCAAGAUGCCAUCUCCUUCCCCGAUUUCCACUGUUUCGCAUCGAAUCAGACAGGAAAUACGGUUUUCCUCAUGCUGGCGAUCAUACUGCCCCAUUUCAACGGCGAGAUGUUCAUCACGGCAAACAUUGGAGCAGCCCUCGGCUUCUUCUUAUUGGGUAGCUGGAUAACUGGUCAAAUUGGCAAUAUCGUCGGUCCCCGGCUGCGGGUGUGGCUUGUAUGCUGCAACUUCAUCCAGUCGUGCCUAGUAUUUGCCGCCGCGGCUAUGCAGUACCUGCACGGUACGGAUUUGGAAGGGUCAAAUGCGUUAAUUCCUAUAGGACUACUGGCAUUUGCAUCUGGUAGCCAAGUCGUACAGUCCCGCGCCUUUCGGAUGACUGAGAUAAGCACGGCUAUGGCUACAGCCGCUUGGGUUGACCUGGUAAUCGACCCGGGUCUACUCAAAUUAAAAAACCGACCACGCACAAGGCGUGCUAUGUUCCUAACAACGCUUAUCGCUGGAUCGCUCGCAGGCGCGGGAAUCUAUCGGACUGCUGGAUCUUGGGUGGCUAUCUUGGUAUCAGCUGCUGGGAAGAUGCUCGUCACAUGUAUGUAUUUGUUUAACAGCGCUGAGAAACCUAAGAAUACCACGGGGGAAGAUGCUUGUUAGAUAUCUAGGUAAAGAUACGGGAUAGGAUGGGUAAUAUGAGGUAUGAAGUAUGAGAUAUGAUAAUAUCAGGAUACAUAGACGGCGAAUAAAUAGGUAGACUUGAUUUAAGGGCAGCCACAUUUUAUCUGGGUUGAAUAGGUUACACUCAGCAUACUGAUCGAAUCUUUCAUGAUGCCUCAAUGAUUCUUUUAUGGAAAAAUUUGAUAUUUUCGAUUGGAGUAAAGUAAAGUUUAAGUUAUUCUUAAACAAGAU